AGCUGAUGGACAGAUAAGUCACUUGUCAACCACUACAGACAGCAAACAGGUGGUGAUGAACGUUUGCUAUGUUGUGACGUUUACGCUACGCUAUUUUAGUCCUACAUUAUGAGAUUAGGGAUACCCCUCGUAAAACUAAAGAGCAUGGAGUCACUCAUAAGCCGUACAUGAUGCUACUGAUUUGCUCCAGAGGUAUCCACACCCCCUGAGACAACCUGACGAAAAGGAAACACUCCGCCUAAUUUCCAUGGUAACAAACAUCCUACUUACGUACAGGAUAUAGCUAUCAGCUGGUUACUAUUAAGGGAGGAAGUUCCCUAAACUGGUCCCUGGUUUCUCUUUGUCCUAUUGCUCUUUUGGAUCCUUACUUCCCGUCGUUUGCUUCCUUUGUUUUGACGCGCCUCCAGCUGGUAUCGAUGUGCAAGCUUUUACAAUCAUCAUCCCCUUCAAAUUACAUGGAUAUACCAUCUUUUACCUUGCUUCAAGUACCAGUGUUUCUUGGGUAAAACACAGGACGAUGCCGUUACUCUCAAUUACAUGUAUUAUACUUUCCGCGCCCACUACGUAUAUUCAAAGUGAAUAUCGUUUAUGACCUAAACCUUCACGCAUACACCUUCCCUCCCUAGCGCUACUUCUCCGCAGGUACAGCGAACCUCCCCCGCUCAGGUAAUCCGCGGUCAGGAAAUUAAACGCUAACUGGAUGCGCUAUUACCGCUAUCCUUAUAUCAAGGACGUACAACAGGCCCUCCACUAUUACGCCUUACCCUACGUCCUUGGCCAGAUCAUAUAUCGAUUUUCUGGCGAUCCUGUCACCUAGGGUAGUACAUGCAAAAUGCUUUCUAUGAGCUACGUUCAGUGUUAGAUUUUUCUUCACCAAUGUUUUCGCAGUUUGAAAUAUGAAUACUGUAAACAGCAAAUUCAAGCAACUGUAGGGAGUACGAGAAGGAAAGUAGGGGAGAAUAUAUAAUAGCUGACUGAAAAAGAAAGAAAAAAAAACAACAACAAAACAAUCCGAACAACAACAAUAAUGAAGGGAGACAACAUCGACGCAUGUUUUUAUUUUCUUCCCCUGGUCCAUCAGCAUCAUCAGGAGAGGAUCUUUCACAGCACGGCGCGGCACAUCUUCCUACACAGCCGCGGCGCCAGAGAGCACUAUCCCCGCAACCAAGCACCGAGCCGUACCGCAUGUAUAUAAAACAACUCCGGUGACGCCACACUUAAACUACUAUUUUGUGGGAGUUUUAAUUCUGUGGCCUCGUGUUUACGUCACUGCUUGUUUCGCACAUCCAAGCUGGGCUGAUGGAUCAUGGGGCGGCUAAUUUUAGUAACCGACAGCCUAUUUUUACACUUCCUGGCUAAAUUUAGCGGCGGCGGGCGCAAAAAUAGCUGCGGCGGGGUGUCCAUGGCGACCGCGUAUUGACGUCAGGGCGGGUACUCCCAUAUAUGGUUGUGUGCAUUCGUAAUGAGGGGUUUUCCUAGUCGCCGGCGUGGAUGGGCUCAGGGCCUCGCGCGGGAGUUUCCCCACAUUACAUUGCUGCGGCACCAUGACUACCACGGGUAGAGUGUCUGGCGCCCUCGCUACUGGUUGCCCGUACCCGGGGCUCACCGGCCACAUCGCUCCAUUCACGCUCAACGGGAUGUUCCGCGACCAGAGCGCUUACAGCGAUGUGCCGGCACCAGCUGAGACGGCGGAGGGCCGUCAGUGGCAGGGAAGGUGUGCGGGGGAGGGCAGGCCCUCGUCCGCCGAUCGCCAGGAACGCCGCGGCGCCGGGACAUCCAGGCCGUUCAGAUCCACGAAGGGAGCCUCCAAGCAGCGGCGGGACCUGAUCAAUGCCGAGAUCAGCCUCCUGCGCGGGCACCUCCCCCUGGCCGAGCCUGUCCGGGCCCGCCUGUCCUACCUGCAGGUCAUGUCGCUCACUUGUGUCUACAUGCGCAAGUGCAACUACUUCUCCAGAGAAGUCCCAGAGAGCCAGUCGUUCUUGCCAGGGCAACCAGAAGUGUCCCACGCUGCGCUGCAGGGUCUGCACGGUUUCCUCCUGGUCACCACGCGGGAAGGGAAGAUGCUGUACAUCUCUGAGAACGUCACUGAGCAUCUUGGACACUCCAUGGUUGACUUGUUGAGUCAGGGCGACUCUGUGUAUGACAUAAUUGACCCAGCUGAUCACCUGACUGUCCAGAACAACAUUCUGCAGACACCCUUCACCACUACAGGUCCUACAGUGCAAUCCUCAGAACGUUCAUUUUUCUGUCGGAUGAAGACCUCACGGACCAUGCGCCGCCAAACCAACUAUGGGGACAACAAGAUCGUACAUGUUCGAGGGCACUUCCAGGUGUCGCCAGCAGGAUGGAUCCCAAACCCCAUCUUUGUGUCCAUCUGCCUGCCCAUUGACGUGCCCUCCAGCUUUGGUGACCUUCCUCCAAACUUUAACACCAACACCUUCCACUCUGUUCAUGGUCUGGAUAUGAAGUUCAAGGAAGUUUCCGACAGCCUUCAGUUCCUGCUGGGGUUUGAAGGAACAGCACUCAAAGGACAGUCCUGGUACAGCAUGCUGCACCCAGACUUUCUUCAGUUGGCAGGACAGCAGCACAAGCAUUUACUGGACCAGAGCCGAGACAGUGGGACCAUGUUUGUUGCUCGUAUGAACACCACAGGAGGGGACUGGACCUGGGUGCAUGUCCUGAUGCAGCUGCGAGCCCUGGACGUCAACUCCGAGGAACUCUCCAUCAUCUGCAUGAACACUGUGAUCAGCGAGGACGAAGUUUCCCUCUAUGAGGCACAAUGUCGCUCCUUCUCCCAGUUCACAUCCUCUCUCCAGCACCAGGAAGACCCUUUGCAGACCCUCCAUCCUCUCAAGGUUACCCCUGCCUCCCCAUCAGAGCCCAGCCCAUCCUGGUACAGCCAGCCACCCUACAGCAGCCACAGUCUCAGCUCAGAGUUCAGUUUCGAGUCCCCUGAUGACAUCUCUGGCAUCUCCAGUCUGGGGUUUGACUACCCUGACCGCAGCCAGCCCACCACAAUGGCCAGUGGCUUCCCAAGAAUGGAGAGACAGGACGUGACGCCACGCUCACUCAAGCGUCAGCUGUCCGAGGAGCUACCACUGAAACAUGAGCCAAAGUCUCCAAGGAUGUGCCAGUAUGGCGACACCAGCAAGCAGAAGCAGCCUUCUGGCACCACCACCACUACCAUGGAGUUCCUGAUGGGCAUCCUCCCUACCCCUACUGAACACCAGAUGACCUCUCCAUCCUUCCAGAGCGGAUUCAAUUGGCCAUCUCCCACCAUCCCAUCCUUUGCCUCCUUGAUGGCAUCCCACACCAGUCCAUCAUCCCUAAAUUUCCCACAGUCAACCUCCCCUUUCUCCCCAAACAGACCCUCCCUGCCUGGAUUUUUCCCUGACACUCAGACCACCACAGAAAGUUCCCUGUCACCUGGUCUGGCCACCGGCAGGCUGUGCAUCCCCACACCACUCCAGCUCCCACCACACAAGCCCUCAGCAACCACCAGCAGACCUACUACCCAAACAGAGUUGGAGGAUGCAGAAGACUCAGGGAGUAAACUGUUGCCACAGUGGAUCCAAAACAUGCCCCCAACUCCAGACACACCAACCAGCCAUUCCUGCCACGUGCUCCUGGAUAAUGAUUGUCCCCACGUAAAAACAGAUGGCUUGCCGAUCCCAGAGUGUGUCCUGACUCCAGACUCGACCAGCACAUCUCCACAAAGUUUCAACGACUUUUCUGACGAUGAGGUGUCAAUGACGUUCACUUUUGACAGUCCAGAUAAAGACAAAGACUCAAAAAGUAACCUCCUCUCCAAACUUGGACACUGUUCCAAGGAGGAGGAUGUGUCUGAGGACAGUCAGUUAUACUACAGCAAACACCAGGCUAUGAUGAGCAAUCAGGACUCGUCUGUUGUUGCUCCUACCAGCGACCUCCCAGAAAAGCUACCACUGAAGAUGGAGACACCUUUGGAUGCUGUCACAUGGAACGACAUUGAAAAUACUGUCACAAACCUUGUCAAGGCAAUGGACCCCAACAUGCUCCAGACCAUCUACACUGCCGUGGACAUGAGCAGCCUAUCACCCAUCCAGGAAGAUGAGCUGGACUCCUCUGCCAAAGACAAGGAGUCUGCAGCGAGGAACCCCCCAAGUGAAUCCUCCGCCACACAAAACUGGCAUCCUGCCCCACAUAGACGAGAGCAUGAAAGCCCGCGUGCUCGUGUCCCGUCCAUGAGCGAUCUGUCACGGUUGCAGGCAGCAGCCUCCAUGCCUGAUGACACCAGCUUCUUUGAGGAGUUGUUGGAAGGUACAAUACCCCACAUAGACAAGACAACACAGGACCAACAGUUCCAUCGCAGAGGGGGAAGCAACAAUUCCAGCCACCACUAUGAUGACAAGGAUUCCAAGUGAUGAAGAGUUCCAGUGUAAAGGAACAACUGCAUUGUCCUGCUGGUCAGGCCCACUAUCACCACAAACAUGGCUGGACCAUGUGGAUCAAUCACAGUACUGUGAUCUUCAAUGUCAUUGUGCUUAACAAAUGAUUUUGCAUUAUUGAGUAUACAGAUGCUAUGUUAGGGAUUAGAUUUUCUUUAGAUGUUUAUUAUGUUGGUACAAGUUGAUGUUUUGCUGGUAGUGUUACAUAUUGAAAGGCAUCAUUGCUAGCACCACAUGUGACCUACAUAAAGAAGUCACCACAUAGAGCCAACACAGAAGACCAUAGCAGGACUCAUAGCCACCAUGGCUAAUUGCACUAACCAAGUCAAACUCAAUGGGUGCUACAGCACACAACAGAAAAGUUAUCAAACAAAUCUCUGUUGAAUAUGUACAUUUUCACAUUUGAAUUCUUAAAAACAAAGAAAUCAAUUCUAGUCCUCUCAGUCACUUGAGUGCUACAGGUUGAAUACAGUUUCUGCUUAGAAACAUAAAUUCAGGGUACAUACAGAUUUUUGCAUAUGUGUUAAAGUAGCACUUUUAUUAAGCGAUUGGAAUGAUGUAUACCCUCGGGUCGUGACUUCUGUGAUACUUCCUGUGAUAAGGGAACGUGUGUUGUACUGUUGUUUGCAUUCCAAGUAUGUCAUUGUGCUGUUUCUUUUGUACAAAAUUUCAGAUUCUAUGAUAUGUUUUGGGCAGAGCCUAAUGAUGAUUACCUAAUGAUGAUUAGUUGAAAAUUAGAAACUUUACUUUGGGCUGGGUCCCAUUGGCUAGCUAUAUUUUGCACUUGUCGAGGUUAACCUUGUGGGGAUCAAAUAUCGCUGCAUAGAAUGCUGUAUCUACUGGUUUGCAACAUAUGAAAGAAAGGACGUCACAGGUCAAGACUACCAAAUGUUAGUCAACGUCCAUCUACAGCUCAAAAUCCCUCCAGGGUUGACAUUGAUAUGUGCAUUACAGACAUCUUGUAUAGAUACAACAUUUCUAUUGUCUGUGCAGUCUUGUAUAAUGUGUAUGAUGUAAUCAUGAGAUGGAAUAGAAUUAUACACCUUAAGCUGUAUAGAAAAAAUGGAUGUUUCAGUACAUGUAAGUAUCUGUGAAGCAAAAUUUAAUAUAUUUUGAUACCAAAUCUUCAAUACCUUCCAAAGGUUAUUUUGUGUAUGUGAUAAUCUCAUGGUGCUGUGAUGGGACACUAGUAUUUUGUGACAGUGAGGCCAAACAAGCAGAAUUUGCUGUAUGAUAUGCCAUGACAAGGAUUUUGGUUGGCCAAAAUAUCAAUUAUUUCUGUAGACAGUCUAGAAGUGAGCUCUGACAAGGCAAGGUUCAUGACUCGAAGAGCCAGCAUGGUGAAUUUUAUCAUGUAGAUAAAUUAGGUUGAGACAGACUACAUCAAUUGUUUCUCUCAGCUUUUAUACAUAUAACAUGCCAUAUUUCUUUUGGCCUGUUUUUGUCAUUUUUUUUACCAUUUGUGUAAGGACCAAGAAAUGUAAUUGGUCCAUCCAUGUCAAAACAUCAUGGCAAUGUUAGAUCUCAAGCUUGUUGCCUAUGGGGCCAGGAUAUUUGACUUAUGAUGUGAAGCAAAGUUGUAAAAGAUACAAAGUACAAAGUGAAAAAAAAGCCACUGACAUGACUUAGGAAGUUCUUACCAGUAUUUGAAGUUAGCAAGACUUUGGUACAAACUACACAAGACAGUACUGACUAGUGGUGAAUAUUGUUAUACUGAAGACAUUUGUACAUUUGUAAGGCUAAACGUGCUGGUAUGCCCUGUGUUACAGUAAGGGCUGUAGAGUCUCCAACUUACUGAGAAACCAGCAAGCCUGGUUCCUACCAUGACAGGCUAACAACAUACAUUCCAGACUUCUGUACAAUCUCUACAUGGAAGAAAUAAAACUUGUCAACUUGGUA
Branchiostoma floridae (Florida lancelet) is the source of this 6326-nucleotide messenger RNA. Its product is annotated as neuronal PAS domain-containing protein 4-like. The transcript has 11 exons. Lineage: Eukaryota; Metazoa; Chordata; Leptocardii; Amphioxiformes; Branchiostomatidae. The record is from RefSeq and is a predicted model, not a curated record. Gene Ontology annotation, molecular function: DNA-binding transcription factor activity, RNA polymerase II-specific; RNA polymerase II transcription regulatory region sequence-specific DNA binding; protein dimerization activity. Gene Ontology annotation, biological process: regulation of transcription by RNA polymerase II. Bases 1545 to 4403 code for a protein of 952 amino acids.